Messenger RNA from Urocitellus parryii (Arctic ground squirrel), 1934 nucleotides. It is a transcript of the gene Tmem184a, whose product is annotated as transmembrane protein 184A. The record is from RefSeq and is a predicted model, not a curated record. Lineage: Eukaryota; Metazoa; Chordata; Mammalia; Rodentia; Sciuridae.
CUUGCCCCGCAUGGUCACACAGAUGACCAGCCAGGCUUCCGCAGAGGCCAGGCCUCCCAGGGCCGGGCCAAAGAGCUUCCUGCCCGCGGAGAUGAGUGGCGCCUCAGGACUACUGGGAACAGCCGGAGUCCCCCUGGCGUCCCUGACCUGGCCGCUGCCCAGCCCCGAGCCAGCUAUGCCCGUGCUGCCAGCCGGGCCACAGAUGGACCCCGUGGGGAAUGGAUCCCAGGAGGCCCCCCGGCUCUUUCUCACCACCGCGCUGGCCCGAGGCAUCUCCGGCCUCUUCGUGUGGGCUGCCCUGUUCAUCACCUGCCACCAGAUCUACCUGCACCUGCGCUCCUACACGGUGCCCCAGGAGCAGCGCUACAUCAUCCGCCUGCUGCUCAUCGUGCCCAUCUAUGCCUUCGACUCCUGGCUCAGCCUGCUCCUCCUGGGAGGCCAUGAGUACUACGUCUACUUCGACUCUGUGCGGGACUGCUACGAAGCCUUUGCUAUUUACAGCUUCCUGAGCCUCUGCUUCCAGUACCUGGGCGGCGAGAGUGCCAUCAUGGCCGAGAUCCGGGGCAAGCCCAUCAAGUCCAGCUGCGUCUACGGCACCUGCUGCCUGAGGGGCAUGGCCUACUCCAUCGGGUUCCUGCGCUUCUGCAAGCAGGCCACGCUGCAGUUCUGCAUGGUGAAGCCCAUCAUGGCCUUGGCCACCAUCAUCCUCCAAGCCUUCGGCAGAUACCGUGAUGGGGACUUCAGUGUCCGCAGCGGCUACCUGUAUGUGACCCUGGUCUACAACGCCUCCGUCAGCCUGGCCCUCUACGCCCUGUUCCUCUUCUACUUCGCCACCCGGGAGCUGCUGCGGCCCUUCGAGCCGGUCCUCAAGUUCCUCACCAUCAAGGCCGUCAUCUUCCUGUCCUUCUGGCAGGGGAUGCUGCUGGCCAUCCUAGAGAGGUGUGGGGCUAUCCCUGAGGUCCAGGCCAUUGAUGGCACCAGAGUGGGGGCUGGCACGCUGGCCGCUGGCUACCAGAACUUCCUCAUCUGCAUUGAGAUGCUCUUCGCCUCCCUCGCGCUGCGGUACGCCUUCACCUGCCAGGUGUACUCAGAGAAGAAGGACUCUCCAGCUCCCCCAGCGCCCAUGCAGAGCAUCUCCAGUGGCCUCAAGGAGACCAUCAGCCCUCAGGACAUCGUGCAGGAUGCUAUCCACAACUUCUCCCCUGCCUACCAACAGUACACGCAGCAGGCCACACAGGAGGCCCCGGGGCCUGGCCAAGGUGGACACCCCUCUCCUGGCACCCACCCCUGCUCUGCUAGUGGCUCUGACAGGGGUAGGAAGAGCCGAAACCUGGAGAAGCACAUGCUGAUCCCUUCAGAAGACCUAUAGAGGCACUCGGGGCCUCCAGGGCCUGACUGGGGACCCAGGCUGCUCAGGCCUSAGGGAAAGGACAGACCCCCCCCACCGACCUUCUUGCCAAAGGUGCAGCCUCCACACUCAGCCCAAGGAUCAGCGUGAGGGGUGGGCUCUCUUCCCUGGGAGAAGACACCUGGACAAGUUGGACAAGCCCGAGGACCUACUGGGAUGACCUGGACAUCACCUGCAGGGUGGCCAAURUGGGGCAGGAUACUAAUGUGACCACUGAGGCUUUGGCUACAGAGGUCCCAGGGGUGCUGCAAGUUGGCUGCUCCUUCCACRUGACAGGCAGAUAGAUGGAUGGUCUGAUGCCCCCAGGCAGCUGUAGGAAGAGAUGGCCAGGGGACAGCUGGGCAGCCUGGGACAGCAGAGGAGACAGAGCKGAGGGCCUGUGCCUGCUGUGGCCAUCUUGAGCACACGAGGAAGGCUCAUGCUGCCCUCCACACUGCAGCCACGGGGAGCUCCAGCAAGGWCCCCAUACCAGGGCACUCCGGCCAUCGACGGAACCACCAGGACUUGCCAGUGACUCGCCCUUAUU